GCUGUGGAACUUGGAACUAUAGGCAAAGUGCUCGUGCUUCGAAAUCUCUAAAACAAGAUGGUGGAUGGUUCUUGUUAGGUACCAUCUAGUAGGUUAGAACGAAGCAAAACUUUAACUUUUCCUCAGGAAUAUGUGGUGAUAGUGUUGACAAGAAAGAUAGCCGUUUUAAAAAACCUUUACCUAAUUUAUUUGUAACGGCAUGAAGCCGCGGGGGAAGAGCCAAUACCAAUUGGCCGUAAUAUUAGUGAUCUUCAUAUCGGAAUACUUGAAUCCAGCAUCAGGAGCCGCAUGUCCAGGAUGUACAACAUCACAAUGUAUAUGCAAAGGCCAGAAAGGACCCACGGGAGAAGGAGGUUUACCUGGUUUAAGAGGACCUGAAGGCCUACCUGGAUUUCCUGGACCCGAGGGACCUCAAGGACCCAGGGGAUUCAAAGGAGAUUAUGGCAAGGAAGGAAGAUUAGGAUCAAAGGGAUACAGAGGGGAUGAUGGUUUACCUGGAUUUACUGGUGUACCUGGUGUUCCUGGUCAGAUUGGAUUGGAAGGACCAGUUGGACCAAAAGGUUAUCCAGGUUGUAAUGGAACAAAGGGAGAAAGGGGUUUUCCCGGACAAUCUGGUCUUCCUGGUCAGCCAGGUUUCAGAGGUAGAGGAGGUUUGCCAGGAUUGAAGGGUGAACCUGGUCUUUUAGGUGGUGUUGGUUUAGGAGGAGAAGGUGAACCUGGUGAAUCAGGUUUAGAUGGAGUGCCUGGACGACCUGGUCUACCUGGCUUCAGAGGAGAAGAGGGUUACCCGGGUCCUACUGGAGAUAUUGGUCCAGGCGGUGAGAAGGGCAGGGUUGGUGACAAAGGUAGUAGAGGAAGUCCAAAUAUGGGUUCUAAAGGUUCUAAGGGAGAAGCUGGUCAAAAAGGAGAUGCAGGAAAUCAGCCUGUUGUUAGUCAGCCACCAAUAGGCAUUAGAGAAGGUUUACCAGGAGAUAAAGGUAUCAAAGGAGAAGGAGGAAUGGGUGGAGGAAGAGGAGCAGAAGGUUUCCCAGGAAUGCCUGGUAUUCGAGGUUUACCUGGUCCUAAAGCUGUGAAAGGAGAUGCUGGUAAUUCUGGACGACGUGGUAAACGUGGUAAAGAGGGUGUACCUGGAGCAUACGGAUUAAAGGGGUCCACAGGAGACAAAGGUCUGCCUGGGUUAAAUGGUAUUGAUGGACCUAAGGGUAUGCUUGGUGACGGUGGUUACACUGGACGACAGGGAUCCCAAGGACCUCCAGGUUUACCUGGUAUUAUAUCUGAUAGGGAAGGCCGUGGUAACCCUGGUUCCCCAGGAAGACAAGGUCCUCCAGGUGCUCCUGGUAAGAAAGGAAAUGAAGGUCUACCAGGAGAAGUAGGUCGUGUGGGUCUACCAGGUCUACCUGGUUUCCCUGGUAUUGAUGGUAUUCAGGGAGAACCUGGUAUACCUGGUAUGUCAAUGAAGGGAGACAGGGGAAAUCCAGGUGUUCAAGGAGAGGAUGGUAAACCUGGUCAAAAUGGUCUACCAGGUUUACCUGGUAUUGGUGGAGACAAAGGUCAACCUGGUCAAACUGUUGUUGGUCCAGCUGGUCCAUCGGGAUUACCUGGUUUGGAUGGUCUUCCUGGUUUACCUGGAUUUCCUGGUGAUCCUGGUUUUAAUGGAGAUCCUGGUUUACCUGGCGAUGGUUUCUUUAGAGUUGGUAUCCCAGGUUCUCGAGGAAUGUCUGGUAAUCGUGGUUUACCUGGUCUGCAAGGACCUGAUGGUUUACCUGGUCUUCCUGGAUUUAAGGGUGAUCGAGGUGAUGAUUGUGGUUUCUGUCCUGAUGGUUUACCAGGACAAGUAGGAGAAGCUGGUGAUCCAGGUUUACCAGGUUUAGUUGGAUCAUCCGGUAGUCCAGGUUUACAAGGACCUAAAGGUGGUCCUGGUGAAAUAGGUUUGAGUGGAUUACCAGGUCAAGAUGGAAAUCCUGGUUUCCCUGGUAGAGAUGGAGGUCUUGGCUUACCUGGAUUGAAGGGAGAGAGAGGAGAAUAUAUUGGUGUAACCGAAAUAGAAUUUUAUCGUGGACCCAAAGGAAGGAAGGGAGAUCGUGGUUUUCCUGGUUUGCCAGGUAUUGAUGGUUCUAUGGGUACUGUCGGUCCCCGUGGUCCCCGAGGAUUUGAUGGCCUGCAAGGAAUGAAGGGAGAUACUGGUCAGCCAGGUGAUGAUGGUUUAGAUGGUUUACCCGGAUUGCCUGGUCUAGAAGGAGAGAAAGGAGAGAUCGGUGAUACAAUGAUAGGAGCCCGGGGUCGUAAAGGAGUUUCUGGUCUUCCUGGUUUAGAUGGUAUGCCUGGUAUAAAGGGAACAAAAGGUUUUAUGGGAGACCCAGUACCACUGAGAUUUUUAGAACCGAUAAAAGGUGAACCUGGUUUUGCUGGUAGAAGAGGUCCAAAUGGUAUGCCUGGACUACCUGGACUACCUGGUUCCAAGGGUGAAGAAGGUGAAGACGGUUUGCCCGGUUUACCCGGAUUAGAUGGUAUGAAGGGGGAUAGUGGAUUACCUGGUAUACCUGGUGGACGUGGACCCCAAGGUAUUAAAGGAUAUCCUGGUAUGGCUGGAUUACCAGGUUUUGAUGGUUUAGAUGGUCCUAAAGGUAUGAGUGGUGACGACGGUUUACCGGGUCUACCUGGAUUUAAGGGGUAUGCUGGAGAACCUGGUUACCAACCACGUGAAGGUAUACCUGGACGUCCUGGAGAGCCUGGACUUGAUGGUGGAGUAGGUCCUCCUGGUUUAGAUGGUCAAAGAGGUGCCAGUGGAUUCCCUGGAUUAGACGGACGACCUGGACCAAAUGGUGAUCCUGGAUUACCUGGUAUUCAAGGUAGACCUGGAUCCAAAGGACAGCCUGGUGAAUCAAUUUCAGGCCGACCUGGUUUACCAGGUCGACCGGGAGAGGAUGGAGCUCCAGGUUUGCCUGGAUUACGUGGUGUUCGUGGUGAUGAUGGUUUACCAGGAUUGCCUGGCCUUAAAGGACGAUCUGGUGAAGAUGGUCUACGAGGACGAGAUGGUUUCCCAGGAGACCAGGGACGGGAAGGAUUAGAUGGUGAACCUGGACUGGAUGGUUUACCCGGACGCCCAGGACUUGCUGGUGAAAAGGGUUCAGUUGGAUUACCUGGUCUACCUGGUCGAGAUGGUAAUGAUGGUCGACCAGGAACUGAUGGACCUAAAGGUCCUAGUGGGGAUGAUGGUUUACCCGGUUUACGAGGUGCUGAUGGUUUACCCGGACAAAAGGGCUCUGAGGGAGAAGAUGGAAAGAAUGGGUUUAAGGGUCGUGCAGGUGAUUCUGGUUUACCCGGUUUACCAGGAAUGAAAGGAAAUAGAGGAUAUGAUGGAUUAAAGGGUAUGGCUGGAUUACCUGGUGAAAAUGGUCUACCUGGUGAUAGUGGAAUGAAGGGUGAAUCUGGUCGAUCAUUCCCAGGAGAACGAGGUAGAGAUGGUUUACCUGGAUUGGAUGGUUUACCUGGUGUUGAUGGGCCACCUGGUUUAAAGGGUGCUAUUGGAGAUAAUGGACUUCCAGGGUUAGAUGGUUUACCAGGACCCGAAGGAGAUAAUGGUUUCCCAGGAGAAGAUGGUCGAGCUGGUCGCCCAGGAGUGAAAGGGGCACCUGGUCAAAGUGGUUUACCUGGUAUUUCUGGAGAACCAGGCCGUGAGGGUGAAGAUGGUCGCCCUGGAAGAGCUGGUCUUCCAGGUACUCGUGGUGAUGGUGGUAUUGAUGGGUUACCAGGAUUAGAUGGCGAACCUGGAGCACCCGGUGAAGACGGUCGACAAGGAUUACCAGGACUGCCUGGUCUAGAUGGCAGAAAGGGUGACAGUGGUUUACCUGGUUUUGAUGGUUUACCUGGAGAAAGAGGUCAACCUGGAGAUGAUGGUCUAUAUGGUCUACCAGGUCUCAAGGGUUUCCAGGGUGACUCUGGUUUCGAUGGACAGCCUGGUCGCCAAGGAGAAGUUGGAUUCCCUGGUGACGUUGGUCCUGAUGGUUUACCUGGUUUACCUGGUUUAGAUGCCCCUCCUGGUGAAAGAGGUCCAAGAGGUAUUGAGGGUUUACCUGGUUUUGAUGGAAUGCCUGGACUACCUGGUCUUGAUGGUGACAACGGUGAACCUGGAAGGCCCGGACGUAAAGGUCAAGCAGGUUUCCCUGGUGUAAGUCGUCCAGGAGAACGAGGUAGACCUGGUGACGAUGGUCUCCCCGGUUUAGAUGGUUUGAAGGGUGACAGAGGUCUUUCAGGUUUACCUGGCUUGCCUGGCACUGAUGGCUUUAAAGGUGAUCGUGGAUUCCCAGGACGUCCAGGUUCUGAUGGGCUACCUGGAGAAAGUGGUUUCCCAGGACCAUUGGGUGAUGAUGGUGUUGAUGGAGGCCCAGGCCGUAAAGGUGAACGUGGGGAGGAUGGUUUGCCUGGUCUGGAUGGUAGAGAUGGUGAAAGUGGUAGAUCAGGUUUACCAGGUCCUCAAGGGCUACGAGGAGACGAUGGUGUUCCAGGUCGACAGGGAGCAACAGGUGAUCAAGGUCCAUUGGAUUUUCAGAAUAUGACGCCAGGACAGAAAGGAGAGCCUGGACGACCAGGUCUGCCUGGUAUACCUGGUGAUGACGGAAGAAAAGGACCAAGAGGUAUUGAUGGUCUACCUGGAGGAUCUGGCCGAAAGGGAGUGAGGGGAAUACCUGGUACUCCUGGAUUUAAAGGCUAUAAGGGUGACGGUGGUCAGCCUGGAUUAUCUGGACUAGAUGGUAUGCCAGGUUUACCAGGUCCAGCAGGUUAUCCUGGUGAAAUGGGAACUAUUGGAAGAAGCGGUGUUGGACCAGGAAUACUUUUUACGCGACACAGCCAGUCUACAAAUAUACCAGAUUGUCCUCAAGGUACAACACAAAUAUGGACAGGUUACUCUUUGUUAUAUAUACAGGGUAACGGUAGAACACAUGGUCAAGAUUUAGGUCAACCAGGAAGCUGUUUGAGAAGAUUUAGUACCAUGCCAUUUAUGUUCUGUAAUAUUAACAAUGUAUGUAAUGUAGCAUCACGAUCAGACUACAGUUACUGGUUGGCUACCAUGGAACCAAUGACACCAAUGAUGGAUCCAGUCAGUGGUAGUCAAAUUAGUCCUUACAUCAGUCGAUGUUCUGUUUGUGAAACACCCACACCUGUUGUAGCUGUACACAGUCAAACUAUGAUAAUUCCUGAUUGUCCAGUUGGCUGGACCAGUCUUUGGAUUGGUUACAGUUUUGUAGUCAAUACCGGUGCCGGAUCAGGUGGAGCUGGUCAAUCACUUGAUUCCCCUGGUUCCUGUUUAGAAGAUUUCCGUUCUAGACCAUUCAUUGAGUGUCAUGGAAAAGGCACAUGUAAUCAUUAUGCCACUAGUUUUACCUUCUGGUUGGCUACAUUAGAUCGUCGUGAACAAUUUGGUGCCCCUGCAGCAGAAACUAUAAAAAGUGGAGAUUUGAGACGUAGAAUAAGCCGUUGUCAAGUGUGUAGAUUAGAUCGUAGAAGUCGACCAGCAAAUUUUAGGUUUAAUAACAAAUAAAUAAACUUGUAGCAGAAUUUUUUUUUGUUGUUUAAAAAAUCUGUUUUGUCAACAUUUGUGAUCUCUGUCUCUUGUUUGUUUUGAAAUUUGGAAAAAAACGGAUAAGAUCUAUGUGAUCCUUCUGUAAAUAUUCCUAAUGUUUAUUUUUUCAUUGGGAGUCGUCAUUUAGUAUAAAAGGUCAAUAUUUUUCUGCUAUAUAUAUUAUUGUAGAUAGUUAUGUAUGUGCAGUUACUGUCAUGGCAACUUGAUUUCAAUAUGGUGCUAUAUUGUUUAUGAUGAUGUAUUUUGUGUACAUUUUGACAGAAUAUACUCUGUUGCAAGAAUGUUGUGUUAUUGGAUAUAAGCAUUAUUACCUAUUAAACAAAAUCCCCCCCUUUUUGUAUUAUAUAUUAGUGUUAGAAUAUCGAUUUCCAGGUAGUUAGAAUGUAUUAAGUUUACAUUUAUAAUAAUCAUAAGUACAUACAUGUAAAAAGACACUGCCAUUUAUGGUAAGGCUACACCAAUAUUGUUAAAUGUUUUAGGUAAGGGUACACAAGAUAAAAUGCAAAGAAAUGAAAGCUGCCUAGGAAAUAAUAGUUCAUAAAUUUUGUAUUAUGUUAAGAUUCAGGACCACCUAAAACAUUAACUGGAAUUUGUGUAGCCAUUACUUUUACUUGUGAUACAGCCAGAUUAUGCCUUAAAUUUCUUUACUUACUGUUUUUCUAGAGAGUUCUACCAAUAAUGUGCCUAAAUAACAAUCCCUCCAUUUAAUGUGCUAAAUUUUCUGAAGAGGUGAUUGAUUUUUUGUUAUAUUUUUGUGUAAUUAUUAUAAAUGUUCAUGUCGCCUUUAGUGCAAUACCAGUAAGUAAACUCUUUUAACAUUAGAAUUGUAGAUACAGAAACAACAACAAAUUGUUUUAGUGUGUUUCUUAUUUUCAUAGAAAAACAUUUUACACUAUUAGGUUAUCAAUUUUUUAAACUGAAACCACCAUUUUAUAUGUUAUGGAUAUUGGAUUUCUUAAAAUUACAAAGCAUAAUAUAUUUUAAGGCAAAUUGAUUGUACAUUAGCUAAAUAUUAAUUAGAAUGAAUUUAGCUGUCCAUGCACUUGUUUUAAGAUAAACCUUGAUUUUCUUUAUUUUUUAUUCUAUAGCAAGACUGUACCAUUCAGUAUUGGCUGAGCUCAAACUUUGUUUUGAUAAAUUUGUAAUUAUUGUGCUAUUAAAGAUCAUGUCACAAUUUUA
Patella vulgata (common limpet) is the source of this 6760-nucleotide messenger RNA. RefSeq names its product collagen alpha-1(IV) chain. The coding region runs from base 200 to 5539 and encodes 1779 amino acids. Gene Ontology annotation, cellular component: basement membrane; collagen trimer. The record is from RefSeq and is a predicted model, not a curated record. Lineage: Eukaryota; Metazoa; Mollusca; Gastropoda; Patellidae. The transcript has 40 exons. Gene Ontology annotation, molecular function: extracellular matrix structural constituent.